Messenger RNA from Schistosoma turkestanicum, 3556 nucleotides. The record is from the annotation of a GenBank genome assembly. Lineage: Eukaryota; Metazoa; Platyhelminthes; Trematoda; Strigeidida; Schistosomatidae.
GAAAAUUUUUGUUUCCUCCUGUAAAAUGUCGAGAUCAAACUAUAUUGGCGAUUUAGUUUUUGUGCACUGGAUGACAACCUUGAGGCUCUCUAGGAUAUGAUCAUCAAUUGAAUUCCGCGAUGUUAAGCGCUUUAAAGAACUCCAAGCCGAAAGAUCAGGAAGCAUACGCCGGCGUGAUCGAUGGGCUUUGUAAAAUGUACUUUAACAAACUGCUUCCUCUUGAAAACGCAUAUAAAUUCCAUGAUUUUCACUCACCUCCACUAGAAAAGAGUGACUUUGAAUCAAAGCCAAUGGUUUUGCUUAUUGGUCAGUAUUCCACUGGAAAAACAACUUUUAUACGUUACUUAAUUGGCGAAGACUUUCCUGGCAUCCGAAUAGGCCCAGAACCAACGACUGAUAGUUUCAUAGCUGUCAUGAACGAUGUAAGGACUGGGAUUAUUCCAGGAAAUGCACUCGUAAUGGACCAUUCAAAGCAGUUCCGACCUCUUUCUAAAUUUGGAAAUGGCUUUUUAAACCGAUUCCAGUGUGCUCACAUGCCAAAUGACGUUCUAGAUGGGAUAACCUUUAUUGACACACCUGGCAUUUUGAGUGGUGAGAAACAACGUGUUGAUCGUGGAUACGAUUUUUCGGGUGUUAUUGAGUGGUUUGCAGAACGCGCAGAUAGAAUCAUAUUACUUUUUGACGCCCACAAGCUGGAUAUAUCGGACGAGUUCCGGCGAGUUAUUGAGGUUCUGAAGUCGAAUGAAGACAAAAUACGCAUCGUUUUAAACAAGGCAGAUAUGAUUGAUUCUCAACAACUUAUGAGAGUAUAUGGUGCUUUAAUGUGGAGUUUAGGAAAAAUAUUGAAUACACCUGAAGUAGCACGUGUAUAUAUUGGUAGUUUUUGGGAUCGUCAGUUAGUAUUUGAUACUAAUCGAAAGUUGUUUGAAUUGGAAAAAAUGGAUUUGUUCCGUGAUUUGGCUACUCUACCUGCAAAUGGUACUUUGAGGAAGUUGAAUGAUUUCAUUAGACGUGCUCGUCUUGCCAAAGUUCAUGCUUAUGUUAUUUCUUAUUUAAAAAAAGAAAUGCCAACAAUGGUUGGUAAAGAUGCUAAGAAAAAAGAACUUAUCAAUAACUUAGCUAAAGUGUACGAUACUAUAUCACGAACACAACAUAUAUCACUUGGUGAUUUCCCUAACAUUAACAGAAUGCAAGAAUGUUUAGAAGUACAUGAUUUUAGAACAUUUUCUGCACUGCAACCAAGGCUAAUCAAAGUUGUCGAUGAUAUGUUGUCAAGUGAAGUAGCAAAGUUAGUACAAAUGAUUCCAACGGAACGUGAUGCAGUCGUGGAAACACGUGGUCCAGCUGUUACAGGUGGCGCAUUCGAUACAUCUGAUACACCAUUCAGUUUCCAUGCUGGUGAAGGAUUUGAAGAAGGUCGCUUUGAUAACGAAUGGGUUGUUAAUCGUCAUAGAGAGUCAUGGAAUGAAGAUUUUAACAAGCUAAAUCCUGUGGAUGGUAAAAUUAGUGGUGAAGCUGCACGUAGUUAUAUGCUCAAAUCGAAUUUGCCUAAUAGUACAUUGAGAAAUAUUUGGAUAUUGGGUGAUCUUGAUCGUGAUGGUUGUUUAGAUGCGGAUGAAUUCGCUUUAGUGUGUUAUUUAAUUAAACGAAAACUAGAAGGCAAUGAAUUACCGACUAAACUUCCUGUGCAUUUAGUACCACCAUCUAAACAAAAUUGUGUACAAAUGCUUGGCAAUGGUUAUCAUAAAGAAUAAUGUGUUUGUAUCAGAAAGUUUCUCUUUUUUUGAUGUUUAUUAGAACAAAGAAGAAUGCGAACUCGAAGAGAACAAUGGGACAAUGAACUACUAUCGACCAGCUUGUUUCUUGUUUUGUUUUUUUUUCUUAUUUAAUCGCUAUCUUUACUUAUAACAUUUGCUGCCCGCUUUGUGUUUUUUAAAAAUUGAACAAUCUAGUCAGAAAUUUUUUUUUAAUCGAAUCAUUAAUUUUUACCUUUUAAAAACAUUUGCUUCCGAUCUAAGCAUCCUAUAUCUAUAUAUAUAUCUAUAUCUUUACAAACAUUUUAGGUACCAACCUUAUAUUAUUACAAUUACUAACCAGUAUGUGUCAGUUCUGUAUAAAAAUCAUAAGAAAGGAGUCAUGAACAUUUUGUUACACACAACCAUAGUUAUCAUACUCUCUUUUUUUCGUUUUUCAUGUGCCUUUCCAGUUGGUUUGCUUUUAAUGGAUAAGAUACUGUUGUCUGUUUUGCAAAUUUCAUCUAUAUAACAGACCUAUAAUAUUGUUUGUUUGUUUUUUUUCCUUCAAAUUUUUAUCAGUAUUACAAACAACAAACAGUAUACUCUGAUAUUAUCAUUGUGUGUUAUGCUUAUUUGACAAUAUGUUAAUUCAUUGUUUUUGUUUUGAAAAAGAGAUAGAGAAAAUCAAUGAAAACAUUAGAUAAUUUUUUAUUUGUAAAGUAAAAAAAAACAAAACAAUUUAUUCACAUCGGUUUGGACUAUAAAAAACAGUUAUACAUAUUAUUACCAUUAUUACUAGUAAUACUUCCCUAUUCUCCUUUCUUUUUUUCUACAAAUAUCCAUAAUGAUACAUGGGAUUCGUGUGAUAAAAGGUGAAAAGUUUGAAAUCAUAAAUUAUUAAUCUUUAUACUAUAAUAAUGUUGGAUGUUUGCUUUUUCCGCACUUAGUAAUUUUCUAUCAACGAUUAAUCCUGGUGAUGAUAAUGUAAUGAUUGGAUUGUUUUGUUUUUUAUUCCAAAGUGAACAGUUGAUAUUGUGUUUGGUAGAUUUGCUAUAUUGUUGUCAUCUCUUACACUAGUUUAAUCGUGACUAAAAUAAUGUGAUGAAGAGAACGAAAUGAUCAAUGCCUUGUUUGUUUACGAUUGAUGAAGCUGUAAACUAAAUUGAAUUGUAUCACGGUCUGUUUUUACUUCAAUUACGUGAGUGAAACUUUCUCAACACUUGAAGUCCUGAUUUAAACUUUGUUUUUUAUCAGUAUGAUCGAAGGAAACUUAUUCUUACUUGUUUGUUUGAACAUUUUCAUGUUUGUUUAGUAUUUAUUCAAUAAACACUAUUCUGUACGAAAAAUUUGUUUCCAUACAAAUGGAUCUAGUUUAUUUGACAAGUGAUUAAAUAGGUUUAUGUUUAUUAGAAAAUUCUUUUACAUGAGUUUACAUUUAUAUACGACGAAUUCAUCACAGUUCAGUUCGUAUUGUUUCAAAAAUAAACGCAUUAUGAACGAAAAUAAACCUAAUCAUCAAUGCUAUUUCAUAUUUAUAACUUGUUAUACCGAUAACAUUCUUCAAUGAACGUUACGAUAUUGAAUAAUUUAUUUGCUAACCAAUCAAGUCAUUCGUUUAUGCAUGUUGUCACUUUAACUUUUUAAGAACAAUUCACAACCACGUAAUUUUAAAUGCAUUUUUCUACUACGAGUUAGACUUUCUUGUUAUUUUUACUUUCUUGAUGCAUGAUGAAAUAUGAGCGUUUUUCCUAUGAAAAUAAUAUAAAGUUUCUACUUACUUUUACUAGAAUGCUAGCUUCAUAGUUAAGUUAACUGACAUU